Didymella exigua CBS 183.55 is the source of this 2027-nucleotide messenger RNA. RefSeq lists its product as uncharacterized. The transcript is spliced from 4 exons. NCBI's taxonomy places the organism in Eukaryota, Fungi, Ascomycota, Dothideomycetes, Pleosporales, Didymellaceae. The record is from RefSeq and is a predicted model, not a curated record. Bases 357 to 1946 code for a protein of 529 amino acids.
CGGACGAAGGACCCACACCCAGAGGGACCCCAACCUCGCCCAAGAGACCUAUUAGCCGCAAUCGCAUGCCCAGGUUUGGGCUCCCGGCAUCAUCGUCUACAUUGUGACCAUGUUCUUGGCCGACUGACUCGGAUUCGCUCAUACCUUGCUCAUGUACUGCACGCACAUUCGCUGGGCACGAGAAAUCUGAGGGCGCAUGCACAGCCACCCAAAGCAAACGCAAGCACAACCUCAGCUGCUUUGCCUCAUACAUGAUCUGCAAGCUAACAUUGCCUGCCCUCCGCGGCGCGUGUCAAGUCCGCAACAGUCACAUCUCCAUCGUUCCGCUUGCUCCGCUGCUCUAGUCUUUCGCUCCAAUGUCGUCCACGGCUGUUGAAGCAAAAUCUCUCUCAUCACUCACAGCGCUUGCAUCGAACCCACCAGCAUAUCCUAGAAAUCCAACACAUAUGAGGCACGAGCCGUUAGUGCUCUACAUUGCUCGUGUGCCAGGCAGCAAAGACGUUUUCCUUUCUCCCAUGAAGCCCCGCGAGAAGGUGGUCACCGCGGAAGAUAUCACAAGUUCUCUGUACUUUGUUCACGUUGAGCACCCUCAAGACGUCAGUCGCCUCAACUAUCCGGAAUUUCAAGAUCCAAAUUACCCCGAACAGCGAUCCAGUCCUGUGAACCGAGAAUCUGCGCCACUUAUUCAGCGCAAGGCUGUUCCAAAUACUCCCUCAGCUGCACCAGCGCGAAAGCCAGUACCUGGAACACUGACUCCGAUCGCAAACUUUGAGAGCAGACAAAAUGCCAGCGCCGGCCAAUAUGCUCAAGGGCCUGGAGUGCUGACUCCUGCAUACGAACCUCGUGGAUCUUAUGACUCGAGCAGAUCGCAGACUGAGAAUGACAUACCGCCAAUUCAGCCACGAAGACCGAGUGUUGGCUCAAACCCCACUGGUAUCUCGCUAACUCUUAUUCGACGAGAUCCGGUAUCUGGUGCUCAGUGGAAUGUCGCCCGCAUUGACGACCCUACCAUCACGGGCGUAUCGUCCAACGGGCUGUCUGAGAGAAAGCCCGGCGCCCCACUAUACAUCGAGAUCUCAAACCCUGGGUAUUCCAAGUUUCUUCAUUCAGAUGCAGGUACCAGGCCUCCAUUGUUCUCUCGGACCAGCGAAAUGUCAGCACGAUCCUAUCAACCAUCAAAUGCGCCACCGCGUCCGAGCGUAGACGCCCCGCACGAACUAUCGUUAAAGAGUGAAAACGUCUUUCGCCGUCGCUUGUGGAUGGAAGGAUCGCAUUUGGGCGGUGGAUUCGGACACCGCAAAAGCGGCUCGUAUGAUCGCACCCCUAGCAGGCCUACUUCCAGGGGCAACUAUGUUGAUAGACUGUCCGUCGAUCAAUCAUCCCCUUCACCUUCGUUCUUGACCCGAGACGAUCAAACAUAUGGGACACUCCAAGUCUCGGAGCGACAGUCCAAUUUCCGAGGGUAUGUGUUCACGAGCCCGUGGAACGGACGCUGCGAGUUUGUCACUGGCGCAAGCGGUGGCACAUUGAAGUGCCGACACCUCAUUCCCGGUUUGCAAGGUGCACCGCCUGCAGCAGCGACUGUGAGCGAGUUGAGAUUCAACCUUCCAAGUUCGAACACAGCACCAUCGCCCAGGGAAGAGACAUCAAAGCGAUCAUCUUUCUUUAAGCGGGGGCGGCAUAGUCGCAAUAACUCUUUUGUCUCGGUAAACCGUGAUGGUGGGACAGACGAUGCAAGGGACUCGUUAGAUCGUAUGGACUUGACUCUUGGUCAAGAGUUCGCAGGAGGUGGCUUCGGUGGCAAGCAAGCUAAGCUGGGCAAGAUCAUCCUUGAAGAUGAAGGUCUGAAGAUGAUGGAUUUACUGGUAGCAACCAACGUUGGAUUGUGGUGGCGGGCGUAUGAAAAGGCCCAAGCUGCUGCACGAAAUGACCGAGGUGGUUUCUGAUGUUAAGUAUUACACUAAGCAAACAUCGGCCGAUGUCUCAAAGACUCGAAUGGCCAUUGUCCUAUGGAGAUGGAAGCUGCG